GAAAACAAAAUGGCGGCCGCCKUGGUGAGAUUCACGUGUGCUUCAAGUACGAGGAAGAUCUUGACUUGUUGGGCAUCUUUAAGGACAGUUCAAAGCAUUGGAGUUGCUCAGUGUCGGGGACUGCUUUCAUUCACAGGUCAAAAGUCCUUGCCAUCGCUGACUGCUCUACAGACAGUACAAUACAGAUAUUAUUCCAGUACAGAUAAUGAAUAUGAGAAGCUUUGGGCAGCAGCAACAGGAGGAAGAGGUACUGGACGUGGGAGGAAAAAGAAGGUACAGAAGGGGGUUGAUCCAGAGAAACUGAAGUAUGGUCGAGGGGAAUCAAAGUGGGAAGGCUUUAAUGCCCCCAUCGUGAUAGAAGGAGACCAGAUCCCUAAAGAAGAGGAGAAAGAUUGGGAAGAAGGUGAUGGAAGAAGACGAACGUCAUGGUUCUCCAGGGGAUGGAGUGGAAGGACAUGGCCAGGAAGGAAAGUAGGACACCCAGAAAAACCAGACAGAGAGGUGUUGAAGGAUUUUGACUCAGUAGUACUUGAGCUCGUCAGAGUGAGUAACGUGACAGCUAAAGGCAAAAAGAGAUCUCAACGAGCUCUUGUUGUUGUCGGCAACAGAAAUGGUGCAGCUGGUUUUGGUGUUGGCAAAGGACAAACUCCCAUGAGUGCUAUUCGCAAGGCAAGAAACAAAGCUGCCAAUUACCUUUACUAUGUUGAACGCUGUGAUAAUCACACAAUUUUCCAUGAUCUUGAAACCAAAUAUAAGAAGACCAGAGUGAUUUUUCAGAGGAAACCAGAAGGAUAUGGGUUGAGAUGUCACCGAGCUAUCAAAGAAAUUGCAGAACUGCUUGGAAUUGAGGACUUGCGCUGUAAAGUGAUUGGUCCAACAACACCCCUAAGUUUGGUGCGAGCUGUUUUCCAGGGUCUAACAAGCCAGGAAACCCAUCAAGAGUUAGCAGACAGGACAGGCCUAAAUGUUGUGGAGUUCAGAAAAGAGCUGGGCAUGAGACCAAUAGUCGUGGCCACACCCAGUCCUCAGGCAGCCAAGAAGUCUCUCAAGAAAAGAGUAGAAAAUGACGAUUAUGACUUCCAUGAAAUAUUUGACCCUCAUAAAGGAUUGCACCAACCUAAAAAGAAAGCUGAUUUACUAUAAAUAGAACCCUUGCAUCUGAUCAGCUAUACUGCCUGAAUGUUUGUCCAAGAAGCACUCAUUACCUGGACAUAAACAAAUUUAGACGUGGGACAAACAUAACAUCAUGAAAGAAAGAACCAUUUUUGCCAGGACGACAGACUUUUGUCCAGGUAGCAUUCAUUUAUGCCCUUUAGGAUCAUUGUUACUUGGACAUACUAUUGUGAGAGAAAGAACCAUGUUUGCCAGGACAACAGACUUUUGUCCAGGUAGCAUGCAUUUAUGCCCUUUAGGAUUAUUGUUACCUGGACAUACCAUCAUGAGAGAAAGAACCAUGUUUGCCAGGACAACAGACUUUUGUCCAGGUAGCAUGCAUUUAUGCCCUUUAGGAUCAUUGUUGCCUGGGCAUACCAAUGUGAAAUACAGGCCCAUAGUUCCCAGUCUUCUACUACAAAUACAAAUACUAGGAAGAAUGAACCUCACUGGCUUGCAAUACAGAAGAGCAACAAAGAAUGUGCGCACUUGACUAUAGGUGUGUGUCAACAUUGAUAAAAUAAAACAUUGCUAGUAAAAUAUUUCAGGAGCUCAGAAAGUCAACAUAAAAAUAUGAAUAUUGUAAAUAUGAAAUUGUUACUUUACAAUGAAGUCAAAGUAAUUGUUUUAAUAAAUGCUUAUGGUUUCACAUCAA
Molecule: messenger RNA, 1807 nt
Organism: Actinia tenebrosa (Australian red waratah sea anemone)
Lineage: Eukaryota; Metazoa; Cnidaria; Anthozoa; Actiniaria; Actiniidae
Product: small ribosomal subunit protein uS5m
Biological process (GO): translation
Cellular component (GO): ribosome
Molecular function (GO): RNA binding; structural constituent of ribosome
Source: RefSeq, a predicted model, not a curated record